Molecule: messenger RNA, 3037 nt
Organism: Tuber aestivum (summer truffle)
Lineage: Eukaryota; Fungi; Ascomycota; Pezizomycetes; Pezizales; Tuberaceae
Source: the annotation of a GenBank genome assembly
CAGGAGCGACGUUAUUUCUCAGCGGUGUGUACUGUACCCAUGCCUGUAGCUCGCAACAUGCGCCUGCUUGGUGGGUAUCAUACCAAGAGUAAGGCUGGCAGGGAGUGAUCAUGAUUGGCAUGGGAAUGGAAUCCUUACUGGCUGAUGCUAGAACUUCUAUUUACUUUCAUGGCCCUUGAGAUACCUGUACAGUACCCGUACUUAAGCAGACGCGUCUUCCCCUCCGAGAGUUCCUGGUUCCAUAUUGCGAACAUUCAAUCGCAACCAAGACACAAUCACCAACCACUUCCGCUGCAAAUCCGAUAUCCCGGCAAACAAAACAUUUCAACCUUGGACUCCCCUCUUGUGUCUCCCCCCCCGAGAAAAAGCCGAGUUGCCCCACAGCCACAUCUGAUCACGAAAAUCAAUACACACUCCCACCCCGGGGAAGGAUAAUAAUAAUAAUAUAAUACAGCCUCUCCCUCCCUCCCGGGUCAUCGAUAACGAAGGGUGAAGAGCCACAUACAUAAUUUCUCGAAAUCGAGAAUUGAGUUGUCUCCAUCUCUUAUCAUCCCACCUCGGUCGAUCUUUUCAUUUCUAUCGCGGCAUGUCGAUCCGAUUUGGACGAAGUGGUAAGCUUAACACAGCGGUUUUUUCUUUCCCUUUUUUUUUUUGGUCUUUUCCCACAAAAUUUGGUGGACUUGUGCUUAUUGCUUCUCAACCAUUUAGGAAAUGGGUACGAUAGCUCUGAAGUCAUGGAGACUGAGGACGACGAUUGGCGCAAGGUGACAGACUUGAACGAGCGUCGCAAGAUCCAAAAUCGCUUGGCUCAAAGAAACUACCGUGAGCACCCUCAUCAUAUUCACUAGUGUCAGAUUUUGGCACAGUGGUCCGGCGGGUAUUUUGAGCUGAAAAGUUAUCCUGCCCUAUGCCUUUUAGGUCGAAAACUGCGUCAGCGUCUAGAAGAACUUGAGAGACAGGCUGGAAAGAAUAGUGGCCCAUCCACCUCAGUAUCCAGCAAGAAGAGAGCGAAGCAGCCGACAUCUGGAGCAGGCACUAUCACUGAAACAUCGAUAGUGCCUGGGGAUCGCACCGGCUCUGGUCCAAGCCGUGGAGAGUCGUCCCACACCCCCCAUGGAGCGGCGGAUACAGAGGGCCGCUUCUCGACGAUUGACUCCCUCCUCUCACCUCCGAGUGUGUCUGGUGGGUCUGAGGAUAGCAGCACCUCUGCCUCCUCUCGUGGGGUCUACACCAGUGAUUUUAGCCCUUUGCUGCUACGACCAACGGCUAGAUCUUCGGAAAACACUUAUCCAAUCUGGCAAAACCCAUCACAGCUUCAGUACCCCGAGCCCCCAAAUUACGGCUCGAGUCAGUCAUACAUUGCGAACACCCCCGAGUACCCUCCUACCACCGGUGUUCCUGCUCCUUCGGUGUCUCCAACGCCGACCCAUCAACAACUGCAAGCGUACACCCCCCCUCGAAUCAACCAUUCGUUGUCUGCACCGCUAACUGACUCCCUCCUCCUUUCUCAAGAUUCGAAUACGAGCAGUAUCUAUCGACCCAAUGUCCGCCAAACUACCCAUAUUGAGACACCAGACCAAGCGGAAUUUCCAACCCUAUCACCAACCUAUUCGCCUAACCCAAUCACUAACCCGAACCCGAACUCUUUGCACUCGAACCCAACAAUGCCUCGAGACGAUUUCUAUCUGACUCUCAAUCACUCCAAACUCUUCAACGCAACAAUGACGAUUGGCAAGAUCCUGAACGUUAAUAGGUUAGAAAUGCUUCAGGGCGACACACCACCACCAUUCGUGCGAGAGACCAUAGAAGAAUCGCUGUUCAGAACCCCGCAUGACCCUUCUGAUCUCCAGCGAACAAAGAUGCAAAAGGAGAUUCAGCAUCACCCUUACAUCGACGUUGUGCCCCUUGGGGGCUUUCGUGACAUGCUGCUCGGGUAUGUUCAAAAGGGAGAGGAGACAGGAGAUUAUGCGGACGAGGUCGACAUUUGCAAUGAAAUGCAUGAGAGCUAGGGUGUUGGGGGAGAAUGUCCAUGGGGAGGGCGAAGCUGGGAGAUUGGCGAAGCUUUCGCUAGGUGAGAAGAAUCCGCUUUUAUUGUUGUAUUUCUUUCUUGUGACGAGUUUCAUUUGUCUGGAGUAAUUUUUUUUGUCUUUUCCUCUCCUCUCCUCGACGAAUGGCAUGUGUAUGAGGUUGGUGUACAUUCUCCUGUAUAUUUCUUUGCUUAGUUUCGUUCAUUUCCCCCUUAAAUUCAUUGUUUUCAACGGGGUUUUUCUUAAAAAAUAAUGGCUGCAUUUGCACGCUAGUUCCACCUAAUUUUUUUAUUCCAUCGUUUCUUCCGCUGGUUAUAUUCUCUCAAUCCUUUGUCUUUUUUUCCCCUAAUAUCCUUUCCUUUGCGAUUUCGUUUAUGUGAUAGUCAAACGGUAGGCUCUCUCUUUAUAAGCCAACAGCUGACGGAGGGAAACCGAAAGGGAAUAUCGGUUCCUUAUGGACGACGAGAUAACCCCUGCUAACUGGUGGCGACGGCAAAGGGGCCCGGGGCCGCUCCCAGUCUAAGGAAAAGUACUAGGAGAAGUCAAAUGAAUGGUUCAUGGCCAUACCCAAGCUCCACAAAAACGCAAUGGGGUGGCGGCGGUAGGCUCUGGCAUCGUGAAACUUCGAGAGGACGUCUGGCGGGGGAUUGUUUAGCCGGUCCCAAGCCUCAUACCGUGUUAGUGGUAGGCAGGAAAGGGGAGAGAGCAUUCGUUGUGUAUAUAUGGAAUUUUUUGUUGAUAGUCCAUUUCUAGUAUAUAGUAACUCUGUUGCACACUGGAUAUUCCCCCCAAAAGGUGAUCCAAUCCUUCCCCCCCUUUCUCCACCCGCCCGGUCUACAAGCGAACGAAAAAGUGAGCAAACAAACAAUAAUUCCCAAUCGGUCCACCGGGGAAGCGGGUGGAGGUAUGGACCAUCCAAGUCGGCUGCGGUUCCUGAUACUUUUCCAGUACGUAACGCCAGUCACUGUGCGGUACGGCCUCAGAUUACCUGCUUUGGCUGUUAUCUGUAA